Branchiostoma belcheri (Belcher's lancelet) is the source of this 3026-nucleotide messenger RNA. Its product is annotated as gamma-glutamyltranspeptidase 1-like. Gene Ontology annotation, cellular component: plasma membrane. Bases 124 to 1896 code for a protein of 590 amino acids. The record is from RefSeq and is a predicted model, not a curated record. Lineage: Eukaryota; Metazoa; Chordata; Leptocardii; Amphioxiformes; Branchiostomatidae. Gene Ontology annotation, molecular function: glutathione gamma-glutamate hydrolase. Gene Ontology annotation, biological process: glutathione catabolic process. The transcript is spliced from 12 exons.
UAGCUAAACUGGUUAGACUUGUUUCCUAGCCGCGACAUGUGAUUCUAUGGGGGAUCGGCGCCGAAAUACUACCAACACCUCCUUUCCCUUUGUGGCUCCCAGAAAUAGUCGUCCGAUGCAAGCAUGGAGUCUGUCACCGUCCGAGGCGUUGUCACAAUCACGCUACUUGCUGCUGUGAUCAGUCUACUGCUGAAGGAAUGGCGCCAACGGCAAGACGCGACCGCGGCCGCGAGACCACCGUGCCUGCGUCCCCAGCCGGGCGGGCUGGACCUCACCGGAGGCCCGUACACACACGGGGCGGUCGCCGCUGACGCACUGGAGUGUUCUACCAUAGGCAGGGACAUUCUAAAGAAGGGCGGUUCGGCUGUGGAUAGCGCCAUCGCGGCGUUAGCCUGUGUGGAGCUGGUACACGGCCACAGCGCGGGGAUCGGCGGGGGUUUAAUCAUGACAAUAUACAACAAAGAGACAGGCACGGCCCAGGUCAUCAACGCACGUGGAAAUGCCCCAUCCAGAGCCUCCACACACAUGUUUGGAAGUAACAACAUCAGUGCAUCUUUUGGCGGGCUGGCUGUGGCCGUACCGGGCCAGGUCCGGGGGUUCUGGGAGGCGCACCAGCGGCACGGGAAGUUACCGUGGAAGGACCUGUUCCAACCGGCUAUACAGAUGGCUGAACAGGGCUUCUGUAUCGGCCGGCCGUUGAACAAGGCCAUCAGUAAGAACCUAGAGUUCAUCAGUGAUCCAAAGAACCACUUGUGUGACGUGUUGUGCGACGAGAACAACAACGUCCUGGGUGUGAACAUGACGAUGAGGCGGCCCAGGCUUGCAGAAACGCUCCGUGCGAUUGCCGAUGGAGGUGCAGACGCCUUCUACACCGGCCCGAUCGCCAGGAACCUGGCAAAGGACAUACAGGACGCAGGGGGCAUCAUCACUGAGCAAGACCUCCGUGACUAUCAGGUGGAAGUUUCGGACCCGCUGAAGAUUUCCCUAGAGGGUGGACUGACGGUGCUAUCCCCGCCUCCACCGGGAGGGGGCGCUGUUUUAAGUCUCAUGCUCAACAUCUGGGACGGUUACGGUCUGAACGCCUCCAGUGUGGACGGGGUUGAUAACCAGGUCCUGACGUACCACAGGAUGCUCGAGGCCUUCAAGUUCACAUUCGCCAGAAAAACGGAGCUGGGCGAUCCCAACUUUGUUGACGUGAAGGAGGUAGUGAAGAAGAUGACGUCAAAGUCGUUCGCCGACUCCCUGAGGCAGCGGAUCAGCGACACGGAGACGCACGACUGGCGGUACUACGACCCGGUGUACUACGUGCCUCAGGACGGCGGGACCACCCACGUGUCGGUCCUGGCGCCGGGCGGAGACGCCGUGUCCGUCUCAAGCACCAUCAACAGAUACUUUGGUGCCGCGUUUCGCUCCGCAUCUACAGGAGUCAUUCUGAACAACCUGAUGAGGGACUUCAACUUUCCGGGAAUGAAAAUACCCUAUUACCUUCCUGGAUGUGCAGCGAACUUCAUCGAACCAGGCAAGCGGCCGCUGUCGUCCAUGUCUCCCUUCAUCGUGCUGAACAGCACCGGUGACGUCAGGCUGGUGAUGGGGGCAGCCGGAGGGAAUAAAGUGGAGACGGCCUUAACAUUUGCGGCAAUGCAUUACCUCCGCUUCGGCACGAGCCUGGCGUCAGCGAUAGAGCUGCCCCGUCUGCACCACGCCCUGAUGCCUCACAAGUUCUACACUGAGGGGGAAAGGCCAUUCGAACCAAAGGAAGUCGUUGAUCGCCUGUCAGAGAUGCACAAGACGAGGAACUCCAACACCAUAGCCGUGCUGCAGGCCGUCAUACAGGAGGGUACUGCGAUAUUCGCACACUCAGAUUCAAGGAAGGACGGACACGCAGCAGGCUUCUGAUUGAAAGUAAUAAAACCAGAAACUUUCGAUCUAGAAAAAGUCAUGAAUAAAAUUCAGAAUUACGAAGGCUCUUGUCAAACUGUGCACCUGUAUAGCCGGUAUAACCGCCCUUCGGCGUUACACACCAGCUUUGCAGGCACUUGGCGUAAUUAACCCUUGAACGCCUAACUCUAAACACUGUUUAAAGCUAUUUAAUGAUACACCUACUGUACUUGGUGACAGCGAGUUCCACUCUGCGAUAGUUCUAGGAUGAAUUUUCGAACACCCCAAUCCUUGCUUGAUAACUCUAAUACUUGAAGGCAUUGCCCAUUUCUUGUUUUUUACUGUGGAAAUUUGCUAUUCUAUCAUUCAUUCACCAACCUGAUGAAAAUGUGUAGUAGGGUUCAAAUAAUUAAAAUGAUAGGCGGAAAUGUAACAGAAUAAUUUGAAUGCUUUAUUGUUUAAGUCAUUUUAUUGUUCUUCGUGGGACUUUGGAGUUAACAAACAAGCGUGCAUACAUUGAUCGGAAUUUGAAAGUUGAUUAUCCUAACCUAAUAGUUUCAAGUUAAAAUGGAUUUGCAGGUGCCUAAAAUUACUGUUCAGUGGCCCGAGUACAAGAUGAUACUUCACCAGUUUAUAUAAAACCUCUGAAUCAUCUUUACCAUAUUUUAAUGCACACAAGGAAUAACAUCUGAGCUCAGUUUGCUGAUGUCCAAAAAGAUAGACUAAGUUCAUAGUUAUAUAAUUAUACCUCAUGUGAAAGAUGUGUUUCCAAAGAUGCUGACCCCCUGACAUAUGCUUUUAUCUACCGGUCUGUGCAAUUACUACACUAAUGAUCCCUCAUCAGUGGGAACCCACUGCAGGCUGUUUUUGUAUAGACAACAAAACUGAAGGAAAGUGAGCACAAAAUGGUGGACCAGCGUCUUUUGUGCAUUGCUGCUAUGUUAAUUAUUGUCCAGGGGCCGGGGUGCCAUUUGGUAUUUCAGCAUGAUUUUUAAAACCUCAUCUUUAUACCAUAUUUUAUUGCAAUGUUGAAGGGAUCAUGACCUCUGUUUGUUGAUGCUUAAUUAAACAGACCAAGGUUAUAAUUAUAUAAUACCUCAUGUGAAAUAUGAAGCUGAUCCCAUGACAUGUGUUUUUUGUGAAGAACC